This is a messenger RNA of Trichomonas vaginalis G3, 987 nucleotides long. RefSeq names its product family protein-related family. NCBI's taxonomy places the organism in Eukaryota, Parabasalia, Trichomonadida, Trichomonadidae. The record is from RefSeq and is a predicted model, not a curated record. Bases 1 to 987 code for a protein of 328 amino acids. The transcript has a single exon.
AUGCUUUCUAUCUUGUUUACUGAAUGUCUGAGAAGCUCAAGGCAUCGAAGAACCCACUAUGCUGUGAGCCCAGUUUCCAACGGAGCCUCAGCAACCGUUAUUCCAUCAGUUGGUGUAAAUGUUAGAAACGGACCGAGUACAUCAAAUGCUAGAAUUGGUGGUCUUGGUUGCGGAGCAUCUGUCCCAGUUAUUGGAAGAGAAGGUUCCUGGUGGAAGGUCAAUUUCAAUGGCCAAACCGGCUAUGUUUAUGCUGAAAACGUUAGAGUUCCAGGUGUCGUUACAUCAGAUAAUGGAAUCAAUGUUCGCUCUGGUCCAGGAACUAACUAUGCUCGUGUCGGAGGAGUUUAUUAUCGCCAAACACUCCAAAUCACAAAUUGCCAAAAUAAUUUCUACUUCAUCGGAAAUGGUUGGGUCUACGCCGACUAUGUAGCUGUUGAUUAUAACCAAGGCGGUGGUGGCGGCGGCGGUGGCGGUGGAAGCGGCAGAGUCAAUGAUGGUCAAAUGCGCGCCAUGGGCUGGUCAAACUAUAACUUAGGCGAUCUUAAUAGAUGCUUGUCCAUCUUCAGCAUUACAACAUCCGAGAGAAUUAGACACUUCAUUGCACAGUGCAGUGUUGAGUCAGGUUAUGGAAAAUGGACAAGAGAACUUUCUGAUGGAUCUCAAUAUGAAUAUAGAAGAGACCUUGGUAACACCCAGCCAGGAGAUGGCCCAAGAUUCAAGGGAGCAGGUUACCUCCAAUUAACAGGAAGAGCUAAUUAUCAGCAAUUUGCAAACUAUAUCAAUGAUCAAAAUGUCAUGAGUGGAGUUAACUAUGUAGCUACUAACUAUCCAUGGACCAGUGCUGGUCAUUAUUGGAUGAAGAGAGGCAUUAACAAUUUGUGUGAUAGAGGAGCUGGCGUCGAAGCAAUUACAAGAGUAGUUAAUGGAGGUACACGUGCCUUAAAUGAGAGAAUUGCUGCAUACAACAAAGCAAGAGGCAUCUUUUAA